Penicillium griseofulvum is the source of this 1152-nucleotide messenger RNA. RefSeq lists its product as uncharacterized. The transcript has a single exon. Gene Ontology annotation, molecular function: acyltransferase activity, transferring groups other than amino-acyl groups. Bases 1 to 1152 code for a protein of 383 amino acids. Lineage: Eukaryota; Fungi; Ascomycota; Eurotiomycetes; Eurotiales; Aspergillaceae. The record is from RefSeq and is a predicted model, not a curated record.
AUGAUUGCUGCAGAUAUUCCCUCCCUACCUGCAGGGGAAUCACCAGAUCUGAUCUUGGUCCCAGCCACAGCUGCAGAGCGCAUUGCCUCAAUUAGGCUGAACAGCGUCGCCUGGAAAGGACCGCUAGAUGUGGAAACAUACAUAGCACGCGAGGACCACCUCCUCCAGCAACGGCUGACGCGCGAUGGUCUAACCUGCUGGAUCCUGGUAGACCGCAACGAGCCUGAGGACGAGCGCGUAAUCCUUAGCUCGUGCGAGUCAUACCGGAAGACAGCGUUGCUCGCGCACGACGGACAGGUGGAGAAGGUCUCCACUUACGGCGUGGGGAGUGUCUACUGCCGGCCUGAUUUCCGCGGGAAGGGAUAUGCAAAGCGGAUGCUGGAAGAGCUGAGCACUAAACUCGAGACAUGGGAGAUGGAGAAAGAGCCACGGCGGAAGUCGUUGUUUACGGUACUUUUCUCAGAUAUCGGAAAGAAGUUCUACGCUCAAUUUGGGUGGCGGCCGUUCUCGUCUUCCCAUAUGUCUUUGCCGGCUACUACGGGCGGGCCGGAGAAUUCUGUGACGAGGGAUCUAUUUGCUAAGGAUGUCCAGAACUGUCUGUGCAGCGAGGCUGUACUUGAUAAGCUGCGCGAGCAGAUGCUUGUGGCGUCGCGGAAGACGAGUGGCGCUAAGAUUGCUAUUUUGCCUAACUUUGAUCACUUCGUCUGGCACUGGGCUCGAGAGGAGUUUUAUGCUGAGAACUUGAUUCCCGAGCGCUCCCCGCCUGUAGUCAAGGGCGCUGGUGAUGACAACGCUCGCGUGUACUGCGCUUGGAAUAGGAACUUUGGCGAGAAGCCAGAGGAUAAUGUUCUCUACAUACUUCGGUGGGUGUAUGAUGAACCCACGUCCCCGGCGGAGGAGAACACCACUGUCCAGGCCAUGGCUGCUAUCCUUCGGCGAGCACAACAAGAGGCGCACGAGUGGAACAUGAGCAAGGUUGAAUUCUGGAACCCUACUCCCCUUUUGCAGAAGGCCGUGGCCUUGGUGGACCCGGAGGCUGAGCUCGUGCACCGCGAAAAGGAGAGCAUCGCCAGCUUGCGGUGGACUGGCGAGGAGCAAGGGUUGGGGAAGGACGUGGAGUGGUGGUUGAAUGAGAAGUAUACCUGGUGUUGA